Messenger RNA from Xiphias gladius (swordfish), 2291 nucleotides. RefSeq names its product centrosomal AT-AC splicing factor (gene cenatac). Lineage: Eukaryota; Metazoa; Chordata; Actinopteri; Istiophoriformes; Xiphiidae. Bases 189 to 1271 code for a protein of 360 amino acids. The record is from RefSeq and is a predicted model, not a curated record. The transcript is spliced from 11 exons.
CAGUUUGUUUCCAGGGGGGAAACAUAGAAGGACGGAAUUGCUUCCGGUAGCGAAUUACUAGCGCCGGUCAAUGUUGAUUGGUGUUUAGUUAAUGAAUAAAUCAAUCAAUAUUAGAGAUGUUUGAUUUUAGCUCGGGUCCUGCGCCAACCCAGCUCUAGUAUACUCUCGGGCUCUUACACGCUGUAUCAAUGGGUGCCUAUUACUGUGCCAUAUGCAGGCAAACGACAUUCACCGGGAAGGGACAUAUCUUCGGGAAAAAUCAUCAAAGCAGACUUAGGGUGGUUCUUCUCAAAUUCCUAGAAAAGGUCAAGGAAGCUCGCCGAACACUUAAAAAGCCCCAAGUAGAAAAGUUUGACUGCACCCAGCCGAAGCAGACAUUCUGGUGCUACUGCUGUGGACUUGAAGUCGAAAGAAACGUUACAGACGGCAACAUGACUGUGCUGUACGGAGGCUUGUUAGAACACAUGGCCACCCCAGAACACAGGAAAAAUACACACAAGUUCUGGUGGGACAAUAAGGCCGACCCCAAGCUCAGGGACAAGGUCAUCAUCACAGAGGAGGAAACUGAAAGGUUUAAAGCAGAGCUGGAAAACGUGCUGGAAUCAUUUGUGGAGAAGGAGGAUGAAUUCAUUAAACAGCAAGCUGAUUAUAUCCGGGCCCGGGAAAGGCAUCAUCAAGAGGUCCUUCAGGCUCUUUUAGAGCGUGACGCAGAGCCGGAGUUGUUCAAUGGACCCAAUGGCACAGACAUGUCUGCGGAGGAUUCUGUCAGCUGUCAGUUCACAUCUCCGGGAUCAGACCAGCAGCCGGGUAGCAGCUUUGUCGACUCAAUGGUCGAAGUGCCGUGGGCUGCAACAGGACAAGGCCUGACUUUCAUAGGCUAUCAGGAUUCAUCACACAGUGGAAAUGUUCAUACAGGCGCUGUCCCCCCUUGGCUCCAGGACGAUCCUCUGGAGGGGACCUCCGGUGCUACAGCAUAUCCAGAGAUUGGCCCGUCGCUCCAAGAGUUCGUCAAACACAAGGAGCAAGAGAAGCUGAAGAAGCUGCCACCGAACCGAGUAGGGGCCAACUUUGACCACAGCUCACAUACAGACGCCAACUGGCUUCCCUCUUUUGGUAGAGUGUGGAACAGUGGCCGACGCUGGCAGUCCAGGCACCAAUUCAGACAAGAGGAGGGGCAGAAGAACAGACAAAAGAGGAAGAGGGAGCACAACACAGACGGGUCAAAGAAAGCAAAAACGACUGUACAUCUGACAAAUUCUGACAACACUUAAAACUGAGUAUACUGUGUGAGAAUUCAUGCGUGAAGGGAUGUCAUGUGGUUUGCAAGAUGUGAAUGAGGUUUUAAUGCCAUGUUUCUGAGGAGUUGUACUUGGUUGAAGUGCUCAGGUUGACAACACACCCUACUGUUAGCGAAACUAACCUUCUGUCUAACAUAUUUGGUAAAGUCUGCAGUAAAGAUAUUAGCUUAGUUUAGUAAGCACUGCCUUUCGGAUAUAUGUUUGGUAGAAUGUUACCUUUGAUAACUCCAUUUUUUUUUUUUUUUUGGGUAUAAAAACUGCAUGGUACACUCGUGUACCAUCACUCAACAACACCCCGCUGCACUUUCUAAGUUUUAAACUAAAUUGGUCACUGAGCUGCUUUUCAUUGAAUCAACUGAAAAUCAGUGACUUUCAAUCCAAGACACAGAGAGAGAGGCCUCGAUGAAAUUCUUUUCCUGCUCACAUUCUUCCACCAAGUCCAGGACUCUGAACUGCAAGUUACCGCGCGACAACAGCUCUUCGAGAUCUGAGGACAAUGUGACCGUUCUGGCAGGUAAACAGCAGGGGGCGUGAGACACACAACUAACAAAGGCACCUGCUGUGUGUUUAGAGGAGAGUUGACAUAAGGGAAAUCUGUUGAUGCCAACAUUUAGAUAACAACAUGGUAAAAACCUAAACUCUGGAUAAAUGUCCUUUAAAUGGCAAAAGGAUAAAAUAUCAGAUAUUUAAUCAUGUCUUUUUUGUAGCUGAGUAUUUUUUUUUCCUCUCCCAAACUCUGAUAUGUAUUAUUUUGUAAACAGCCCUGAACAGUAAUACACAUAGCGAGAGCUGCAGUUCCCAGUGUUUCUCUACAAUAAACACUUGGUUUUUUUUUUGUGUUGAACCUGUAAACCAAAUGAUGAGCUUUCAUUUCCCUUUUCAGAUCAUGUUAUGUAAUGAAUUACUGGAGAAGUCUUAAAGGCUGCCUAUGCAAAUGUUUGUUGCUUUAAGAUAGGAUGUGAUAAAACAUGGAAACAAUUAUACAUUUUUAAA